CAACUGUCUGCGCGAUAAACAAGAUUUCGGAUGGAAAUUUUUUGCAUCAUGAAAAACUCUACGGAAAAAUUAAAUUUGUGCAAUUACGUGUUUUAGCUUUUAAUUAGUAAUAGAAAAACCUUGUAACUAUCCCAAAAGUAUUACAUAUUAAAUUGAAGAUAGGCAAAUAAGAAAACAUUAAGAAAAACCAUCAAUUAUUAAUACCUGCUACCAACUCGUAACUUUUUAAAAUUAAAAAUUUGUUUCAAGAAAUCCGCCCUACAAAAAAAAAAUAACCCAGACAUCUUAAAUAAAUAAAUGCAAAUAAAAUAUACCUAAUCAACUAUUAAAUGAGAUAACAAUUGAAAAUAAAAAGAACAACAAACAAUAAAGAUGUCUUGCUACUUUAAAUACAAUCAAGAAACUGAAAUCAGCAUUCCAAAGUUUAAUGAAUCCAAUAGCAUUGUUUUUUACAACAUUCACGUUAAGAUUCACGAUGUCGAAUGGACACUGGAGAGGCGCUACAAAGAUUUUGACCAGUUAAAUGAUAAACUCGUUGAAGAGAAUUCCAUCUCAAAGAAACUUAUUCCUCCAAAAAAGCUUGUUGGUAAUAAAAAUCCUGAAUUUGUUGAAAAACGACGACAAGAACUCGAGAAAUACCUACAAGAUCUUUUGGCAUUGUUUCGCAUCACAAUGCCACGGGUUCUUGCCGAGUUUCUUGAUUUCAACAAAUAUGAUAUCAUUUAUUUGCUUCAAGACUUGGCUAAGUAUUUUAGUGAAUCUGGUGAUAGUUUGUUGAGUGUGACGAAGGAAUAUAGUUUUUCUGCUCUUGAGCUUUUUGCGAUUAGUGAACGUUUGUUUUUGCCAUGCCCUGAUAAUGAUGAAACUAAUAAAUUAGAUUUUUCACAUGUUCUUGAUUUUUGUAGUCAAUUGCAAAUAUUGAAGGGUACUCCAGUAAAGGACACUGGUGUUUUUGGCUCUGAUUACAAUUCCAUCGAUGUACCCAUUGGCCGAAGCAAUAUUAUCCCGAAAAAUCUAUACUUCAAUCUAAAUGCCUUUCGUAAUUUAAAGGCUAUAAAAUUCUACAGCCUUUCCACAGAGAAUAUCGUCGACAUUGCUUUUCUCAAACCUAAUUUAGAAUACAUUUCACUCCACAAUACGACGAUAACACGAAUCAAUCAGGUUUUAAUGUGUGAUAAUCUUCAUAAAAUUGAUCUCGGUGCAACAUCAAACACAAGUAAAUCCUCCAAAGACACCUGGACUAGUGUGGAAGAGUUAAAUUUCUCAGGCAAUCUCCUCACAACUAUCGACACAAGCAUCAAAACAGUACCCAAUCUUAGAAUCCUGAAUCUAGACCAGAAUCGUCUAACAUGCAUCCAGAAUCUCAACGAAUUACCUCGUUUGCAAACACUUAGUUUGGCUUGUAAUUUAUUUACCGAAUGUAUUGAUUGGCACUUGGAACUUGGCAAUUUGGUUACUCUGAAUUUAGCCCAGAAUAAACUGAAAAAGCUUUUGGGAUUGAGAAAAUUGUAUUCAUUGGUGAAUUUGGAUUUAAGUUGUAAUCAUAUAAAUGAUUUGGAAGAGGUGGAUAAUGUGGCCUGUCUGCCAUUGCUUGAGGCACUCAGGUUGACUGGGAAUCCAUUAGCUGGAAGUGUUGAUUAUCGACCUCGUGUCCUGGCAAGAUUUCAUGCACGUGCCUCCGAGAUCUGUCUGGACAGUGAAAAAGGCUCCCACAAAGAAUUGGACACAGCACUGGUGCUAUCUGCACUGCAUCAAUCUAAGAUAGGUAAAAAAUAAUGUCGAACUACAUCAAUAAUUGUUUUUACUUUAAUAACUGUGUUUUUAUUUAUAUGUAUGUAUAAUACAAUCAAAUGUAUAUAUUUAAAAAAAAAAGAAAAAAAAAUUAAAACCUUUUAUUCGUCUUUA
Episyrphus balteatus (marmalade hoverfly) is the source of this 1905-nucleotide messenger RNA. RefSeq names its product nischarin. Gene Ontology annotation, molecular function: phosphatidylinositol binding; protein kinase binding. The coding region runs from base 373 to 1776 and encodes 467 amino acids. The record is from RefSeq and is a predicted model, not a curated record. Gene Ontology annotation, cellular component: cytoplasm. Lineage: Eukaryota; Metazoa; Arthropoda; Insecta; Diptera; Syrphidae. The transcript has 6 exons.